UUAAAAAUUGAAGUGCAAUGAUAUAAAGCAGGGGGGGGGCUGAAACAGAGUUUGGGAAGUAAGCCAGGCAUUAGGAGUUGGGCAACAAACGGGGACAAGAGGGAGGCUAAUUUCAUAGCCCCCAACACCAAAAGGAAAACAGAGAAAAGAAGACUUUGUCAAAAGAUGACGUGACCAUCGUCCGUCCAUCCAUCCAUCCCCAUUCCUGAUUCCCUCCACCCCUCACUCCCACUACAUCAUCAACACAACACUUCCUAAUCUUCCAAACUCAUCGGAGAAUUCUCUUCUUUCCUUUUUUUCUUUUGGCAAAAAGAUAUACUUCUUCUUCUUCUUCCCUUUAAAUUUUUACAAAAUUCUCCCAAUUGGGCAUCUGGGUGUGGUUUUAUUUAAAAGGGGAUGGGGUUGGUAUCAGUUGUAAUUGGGGAAUCAUAAAUCAAUGUUGAGAUUCUGUGAGUGGUGGGGAUUUGAGUUCUCUCCGCUUUUGCUUUUUAUUAGAGUCUUAUGCUCUUAUUGACAGAGAAUCACCGCACUUAAUUAGUCAUUCAUAUAAAAAGGAAAGAAAAUAACAAGUGAUAAAUCGAUAAUCAAUAGUGAAAUAAUAGUUAAUAAUAAAAAAAAUAUUACUUAAAAAAUGGGGAAUGUGAAUGGAAGAGAAGAUGGGAGUAGCAGCACAUCAGGGGUUGAAGAAGAAGGAGGUAACAGUGUUCACGAAGCCAUGGCUGCACCCAUGGGUCACUCCCCUCCUCACAGCCCCACAGCCACCCACUCUCCUCUCAUGUUUACUCCUCAGGUUCCCAUUGUUCCUUUACAAAGACCUGACGAAAUACACACACCAAGCCAAUCAUGGUUGCAGGCGACAAUAGGAUAUGAGGAUAACUGCACUGAGAAGGGAAUUCCAACAAUGAUUACGUGGGCCUAUGGUGGCAAAGAAGUAGCUGUGGAGGGGUCAUGGGAUAAUUGGAAGACAAGAAUUCCUUUGCAGAGAUGCGGAAAAGACUUCACUAUUAUGAAAGUAUUACCGUCAGGUGUUUACCAGUAUAGGUUCAUUGUUGAUGGACAAUGGAGGUAUGCUCCUGACUUGCCAUGGGCACAAGAUGAUGUGGGUAAUGCUAACAACAUUUUGGACUUGCAGGAUUAUGUCCCAGAAGAUCUUGAAAGCAUAUCAAGUUUUGAACCUCCUCAGUCUCCAGAGUCCAGCUAUAGUAACUUGCCACUUGGAACUGAAGAUUUUGCUAAGGAGCCACCGCUAGUUCCUCCGCACCUACAACUGCCACUGCUUAAUCUGCCUGCAUCUCACAUGGAGAUUCCACCUCCUACGUCAAGACCUAAACAUGUAAUUCUGAAUCAUCUUUACAUUCAAAAGGGGAAGAUUGGCCAACCUGUGGUGGCACUUGGUUCAACUCAUCGAUUUUUGGCCAAGUAUGUGACCGUGGUGCUCUACAAGCCUGUGCAGCGGUAGUCUUAGAUGGCGAUGACUAUGUGGACCUUGAAGUCUCCAUUGAGCAUAUGUGGUUAAUAUAAUUAUCACGGUGUAGAUGUUGUGCCGAUGACUUUCAGUAGCUUAGGAAGGUGUCACCAUGUGAAAACUUGAAAGAUAUUCUAUUUUUAUCCAAGGAAAUAUUUUGUGAUCA
Molecule: messenger RNA, 1631 nt
Organism: Theobroma umbraticum
Lineage: Eukaryota; Viridiplantae; Streptophyta; Magnoliopsida; Malvales; Malvaceae
Product: SNF1-related protein kinase regulatory subunit beta-2
Molecular function (GO): protein binding
Source: RefSeq, a predicted model, not a curated record